GAGUAAUUAGAGAUAAAUUAAUCGAUCGACUACAAGAAAUGAAGACGUUGGAUCAAGUUUAUGCAAUUGCUACUACAUCACGGUUAAUAACCAUCACAAUUGGUGUAAUUUCCUUUCUUUUUGCUGGAAGUUAUGACACCUCAGCCGAGAUUCAAUUAUCUGCGCAUGUAAUUCCUCAAUCAUUCAUCCAACGCUGUCUAACUGCAUUCUUACGUUGGGAUGCACUGUAUUUCUUGCAUAUUGCCGAACAUGGGUAUGUCUAUGAGCAAGAAUACGCGUUCUUUCCUGUGAUGCCAAUUGCGUCACGUUUGGUGGCGAAUACAGUUCUGUAUCCGUUUCAAAGUAUGCUGGGAGGUCAGCAAUACUCACUACUUUUUGGUGGAGUAAUUGUUGCCAAUGUCUCGUUUGUUCUUGCAGCUGGAUCCCUAUUCAAACUGAGUCAAAGUGUAUUUGGCGGUAAUCAGCGGAUGUCGUUUGUUUCAGCAGUUGCGUUUUGUAUAUCUCCUCCAUCAAUGUUCAUGUCUUCACUUUACACCGAAUCGCUCUUUGCUUAUAUGAGCUUCACUGGAAUGUAUUUGGUUCUACAGUCCCAUUAUAUGAGUGCAUCUAUAAUAUGGGGUAUUACAUCUGGGUUGCGAUCCAAUGCAAUUAUAUAUUCUGGGUUCUUUUUCUAUGAUUUUGUUGUCAUAAGACUUGUUCGUAAACAGGGCAUAAAGCGUUUGUGCGCUGGACUUGUGUUGGCAAUUUUGUAUAGUAUUCCUGUCUUUUCAGGAUUUGGACUAUUCCAGUACUACGGAUACACUCAAUUCUGCACAAAUGGCAACGACAGGCCUUGGUGUCAUGAACGUGUACCAAUUUUGUACACAUUUGUUCAAAAAGAAUAUUGGAAUAAUGGAUUUCUAACCUACUAUGAGAUCAAACAAAUUCCAAACUUUUUGCUCGCUACACCAAUCAUUACUCUCAGUGUAUAUGGCUUAUGGACAUACGCAAAAAAUGAUUUCAAAGGUUUUUUUACCUUGGGAUUAUACACCAAAGUCCAAGAGAGAAAAAAUCUUUACACAACAAAAAAAGUAGCCGUAUUCAUGUAUCUGUGGAGUGCGUUGCUCGUCUACACGGCCACAUGUAUGCACAUCCAAGUCAUCAUUCGCUUCUUUACUUCUCUUCCGCCUCUUUAUUGGUUUACUGCUCACCUGUGGAUCAAUGGGCUGGGCCCAUCGGCAUCAAAAAAUUAUUGGAUUUCAAAGGGACUAUUGUCAUAUUUUGUUCUCUAUGGUUUAGUCGGCAUAGUCUUAUUCUCUACUUUUUUACCACCGGCGUAGAUUACUAUCAUCUUAAUAUAUAUUAUAUUCUCUACUUCCAAUUAUUGUUUUUGUCUUGUCUUAUUUUGUGUAUAUAAAAUUAUUAACAUACGGCAUUAUUAUUUAAUACUUACUCUUAUAUAAUAAAAAAGGCCUUUAGUAAUUU
Molecule: messenger RNA, 1464 nt
Organism: Phycomyces blakesleeanus NRRL 1555(-)
Lineage: Eukaryota; Fungi; Mucoromycota; Mucoromycetes; Mucorales; Phycomycetaceae
Exons: 6
Coding region: 39-1319 (426 amino acids)
Biological process (GO): GPI anchor biosynthetic process
Cellular component (GO): mannosyltransferase complex; endoplasmic reticulum membrane
Molecular function (GO): alpha-1,6-mannosyltransferase activity; GPI mannosyltransferase activity
Source: RefSeq, a predicted model, not a curated record